AUGGCUCACUUUAUCCCCGCGCAGAUUCCCUUACAAUUGGGCGAGGUUUCCCCGCUUCCCUUAUCGAUCCCCAACCUCAUACGAACCCGAUCAGCACGACGCUCGAGUCUCAACGCCGUCGAAGAACAAUUCCCUAAACAAUCUCGUCGCGGCUCCAUCCUAAGAAAGCUGGCGGGCCCACGUGAGAACGCGAAGCGAUUCCUUCGCCUACGGUCAUCCGGACUAUCGGCUCCCGCACCCCCGCAACCAAACCCCCCACGCCGUCGUACCCGGCCUGUUUCCGAGAUCAUCAUCUCUCCACGAGUUGCUACAAUCCUGCCUGACGAGGACCAAAUCUUAGACAUGGCAGACGUGUUGCCCCGGGCUGUGGCUGAUCAGCCCAUCGCCGUUCCCGAGUUAUUUACUCCGUUUCCUCCGCUGCGCAAUGAGAAGAUCAUUGCGACAGGGAGUGGAUUGACUUUGGGUAUUGCGCUUACGGAGCCCGUUUUGUAUCUACAAGGCUACGAUCAGCAUGAUCCCAGUUCUAAGAAAUCGGCUAUUUUGCGAGGUCAAAUACAUCUCAAGGUGACUAAAUGUGUCAAAAUCAAGAAGAUCUCCAUCUGUUUUAGGGGCCAUGCGCAAACAGAUUGGCCAGAUGGGAUCCCUCCGAAGAAGAUUCAUUUCCACGAUAAGAAGGACCUCUUUACCCACGGCGUCGUGUAUUUCAAUCACGGUGAUACCGCACUCAUGCAAAACGACUACGGGGCGCACUUUUACCAGCAUGCUAAACCCGUCUCACCCGUACCCGGAAAGGACGCCGUGACUGCCACAAGUCGAGAGCUCUUCUCUAAGAGUGGCUCAACCAACUCACUUGGUCCCGCAAUCUCCCGAGAUCCCAGACGUCUUCCUUUACCAACCGCUCGUGGUCACUCCCGAAGCUUCAGCAGAAACGAACCGCCAACCAGCUCCCAGGCACAACCGCAGCGCAAUUACCGGAUGUUUCCCGUAGGUGAUUAUCUAUACAGCUUUGAGUUCCCAAUCGAUGGCUCAUUGCCCGAAACCAUCAAAACGGAUCUUGGCUCUGUCAGAUACGAUCUGGAAGCUAUCGUGGAACGAUCAGGCGCUUUCCGGCCAAAUUUGCUUGGCACGAUGGAAAUCCCCGUGAUUCGCACUCCCGCCGAGGGUUCUUUGGAACAGGUCGAACCGAUUGCGAUCUCACGAAAUUGGGAGGAUCAACUACAUUACGACAUUGUCAUAUCCGGGAAAUCCUUCCCUCUCGGUUCUCAGAUUCCGAUUGCAUUCAAACUUACUCCGCUCGCGAAGGUCGAAUGCCAUCGCAUCAAAGUGUACGUUACAGAAAAUAUUCAGCAUUGGACCGCGGACAAGAGCGUGCAUCGUUUGCAGCCCGCUAAAAAGGUGCUUCUUUUCGAGAAACGAGCCGAGUCGGCCAGUACGAGUACUUAUCCCGGAAGCUCUAUGCGAAUCACUGCAGGCGGUGGUAUCGAUUGGGACCAUCGCGCUGCUGCAGCGCGCGGAGAUGAGGUUGUUGAUCGGGCUCGGACGAACUUGCUCGGAAAUUUGGCAAAUGAUUCCGGGGUUGGUCCCACGGAGAUGGAAUUCAGUGUUCAACUCCCGAGCUGCCAUGAGAUGAAGGGCCGGGACGAGGGGCAGCGCUUGCACUUUGACACUACUUAUGAAAACAUCCAGAUCAACCAUUGGAUCAAGAUCGUGCUUCGUCUUUCCAAGAUUGACGAGAGGGACCCGUCGAAACGAAGACACUUUGAAAUUUCCAUUGACUCUCCGUUCCACAUUCUCUCCUGUAAGGCGACACAGGCAAACAUUUACCUCCCCGCCUACUCAAGACCGGCAACCGACCCAGAUCCACCGGCUCAGGAGCACGAGUGUGGCUGUCCCGGGGCGCCCUUGGCCGCGCGGGAAUACUCCCUCGCGCAAUCGAACUCUGAUCGGGAAGACAGCACAUCAAAUCUGAGUCGUCAGGAUUCGACGACCGGCCGUGCCGUCUCGCGAAGCUUCACGAAUGGAUCUGGAGGCUUGGCACGUCCACCGCAAGCUCACCUAGCGCACGAUGCCCCCGGGCGAGAUAUCCCUCGCCCAAUGCAUCUCCUUCGAACACCAUCCUUCGCUCCACCUGCCUUUGAAGAUGUUCCUCCUCCCCCUCCGCUCAUCACACCGCCCCCAGAAUAUACCACCAUUGUUGGCAAUGGCGACCGAGAGGCCGUGUUAGAGGAUUAUUUCUCUCGACUUUCCUUCUAUGAAGAAGGUGAUGAUGACCGGGGUCUCGGACGGGUGGAUGUCCCCCUGACCCCGGGAGGCCGUGUCAACCGUAGUAUGGAUGUACCACGUGAAUGGGUACGCUUGGAUGACUUUACUGCUUCAUGA
Messenger RNA from Penicillium odoratum, 2379 nucleotides. RefSeq names its product arrestin family protein. The transcript is spliced from 3 exons. Gene Ontology annotation, cellular component: cytoplasm; cytosol. The record is from RefSeq and is a predicted model, not a curated record. Gene Ontology annotation, biological process: ubiquitin-dependent endocytosis. Bases 1 to 2379 code for a protein of 792 amino acids. Gene Ontology annotation, molecular function: protein-macromolecule adaptor activity; ubiquitin protein ligase binding. NCBI's taxonomy places the organism in Eukaryota, Fungi, Ascomycota, Eurotiomycetes, Eurotiales, Aspergillaceae.